This is a messenger RNA of Penicillium alfredii, 282 nucleotides long. RefSeq lists its product as uncharacterized. The record is from RefSeq and is a predicted model, not a curated record. Bases 1 to 282 code for a protein of 93 amino acids. NCBI's taxonomy places the organism in Eukaryota, Fungi, Ascomycota, Eurotiomycetes, Eurotiales, Aspergillaceae. The transcript has 2 exons.
AUGUUUCAAGACGACUGGCCGAAGAUGCCAGAUGGCAGCGACUUUGAUGGCCAACAUCUACUCUGCCUAGUCCGAAGUGGCAAUAUCCCGUUCCGUGACGUUUGGGAUAUAAACCUACUGGUUCGAGAAAUCGAGGAGAAUGUUGGGGUGCAGGUGAUUGACAUUCCACGCACUUACAAUGACUCUAACAGCUACGCUCUCUUCAAUCAGGCACCUGAUUACGAGCAUGCAAUUCGGGCAGGGAAAGAUGCUCGCCACCUUUGGUUUGCACUGCGAGAGUGA